UCUCAGCUCCUCCGUUCCUUAACUUUAACUUCUGAGCACCGGAGUUUCCCACAGCACUUCUACAGGAAGCAUACAACAGAGUCAGAGCAAACCACCAGCGAUGAGACGCCCAGGGAUCGUGUCCUCAGUGAUUCUCUCCGCAGCUUCUCUGCUCGUCUGCCUGGUUUCAGUCAGAGGCAACUACUGUGAGGUUAACCAUUGCCACAAUGCAGGAACAUGUGUGACAGAUGUCGGAGACGAUCCCUUCAUCUGCAUCUGUGCGGAUGGAUUCGGCGGAGACACCUGUAACCUGACAGAGACAGGACCCUGCAGCCCGAACCCCUGUAAAAACGAUGGGUCGUGCGAGAUCAUUACUCCGACCAGACGAGGAGACGUGUUCAACGAGUACGUCUGCAAGUGCCAGCCGAGCUUCGAGGGAGCGCACUGCCAGACCAAUGUGAACGACUGUGCCAAGCAGCCCUGUAAGAAUGGGGGUGCGUGCAGAGAUCUGGAUGGAGACUACACCUGCCAGUGCCCUUCUCCGUACGUCGGGAAGCAGUGCCAGCAACGUUGCAUUUCUCUGCUGGGGAUGGAGGGAGGUGCUAUCGUGGAGUCCCAGAUAUCUGCUUCCUCUGUGCACUACGGCAUUCUGGGUCUCCAGCGCUGGGGCCCGGAGCUGGCUCGGCUGAACAACCACGGCCUCGUCAACGCCUGGACGUCCGACGCCCUCGACCGGAACCCCUGGAUCGAGAUUAAUAUGCAGAAGAAGAUGCGUCUGACGGGCAUCAUCACUCAGGGCGCCAGUCGCCUGGGCACCGCUGAGUACAUCAAGGCCUUCAAGGUGGCGAGCAGCUUCGAUGGAACUACCUUCACCUCACACAGACUGGACGGCCAACGCAGAGACAAGAUUUUUGUGGGCAACGCAGACAACGACGGCACCAAGACAAACCUUUUCAACCCUCCAAUCGUGGCCCAGUACAUCCGCAUCAUCCCUGUGGUUUGCCGCAGGGCGUGCACGCUGCGCAUGGAGCUGGUCGGCUGUGAGCUCAAUGUCUAUUCAAACACGGCAGGUUGUUCAGAGCGUCUGGGGAUGAAGUCUCGCCUCAUCUCAGACGAGCAGCUGUCGGCCACCAGCUCGUACAGCACGUGGGGCAUCGACACCUUCACGUGGCACCCGCAGUACGCCCGGCUGGACAAGCAGGGCAAGACCAACGCCUGGUCCCCGGCCCACAACAACCGCUCAGAGUGGAUCCAGGUUGAUCUGGAGAAGACAACGCGUCUCACAGGCAUCAUCACUCAGGGGGCGAAGGACUUCGGGGUGGUGCAGUUUGUGUCGGUGUUUCAAGUUUCUUACAGUAACGACGGAGAGUCGUGGGACACGGUGAAGGACGAGACCACCGGCUGUGAUAAGCUUUUCCAAGGCAACAUCGACAACAACUCCCACAAGAAGAAUCUCUUUGAGCCCUCGUUCUUCGCCCGGUACGUCCGAGUCGUCCCCUGGGAGUGGCACGAGCGCAUCGCUCUGCGCAUGGAGCUGCUGGGCUGCGAUGACUAGAAACUCAUCAACGACCAUUUAACUGUGCUCCGCGCUCAUCCACCGGCUCCUCCUCCGCUGACCCCUGAGGAGAUUUUGCAUUGGGUGGAGAUUGUGUUACCUGAAUAGCUUGGACUUUUAACACUUUUAGCACUUUUUGACUAGUGACUUUUUUAUGGUUUAUAUUAAUACAAGCUCGUACAAGUGGUCGCAGAGAGCCGUCUGUUGAGUGUCUGUGGAUUCAGUAGCUUUUGAUUGAAUAUGAAUGAAAAUUUGCACAGAUUUGCUCUUUGUACUGUUCACAUGUUGUAAGAAUCCAGGUAGAUUUCAGCCGCUCUCGUGUCUGGAGACGUGAUCAUCGUGUUCUUCACCGCUUCAGUUCUGCUAAACUGACAGAUGACAAACAUCCUCUCCACCUUAUUCACUCUAUUGUCCUGAUGCUGUUUUCUUAUUCCAGCCCAAACUAGCAUUAUAACGCAGGGUCUGUGCAAUAUUUGCCAUUUUGAACUAUCCAGUAAAAGAAAAUGUGUCCAGGAUUAGAGAAUUAAAAAUAUUCAAAUUUGAACUGCAGCACACCGAUGGACUCAAUCAAUCGAUCUAACUACAAAGAUAUCAUGGGCUUUUUGGAGUAGGUUUUUCAUGUGAUGUUGACUUUUUUACACAUUUUAACAGGUUUAUUUGCUUCAGUCUUACAUGUAAUUUAAUUAUAAUUUAAUCCUUUUUACAACAAAUGUGAAAUAUGUAGAAAAAUGUCUUGAAAUAAGCAUAUUUUGCAUUAUUUGUUUUUCAA
Messenger RNA from Limanda limanda (common dab), 2303 nucleotides. Its product is annotated as lactadherin-like. The coding region runs from base 101 to 1534 and encodes 477 amino acids. Gene Ontology annotation, molecular function: calcium ion binding. The record is from RefSeq and is a predicted model, not a curated record. The transcript is spliced from 10 exons. NCBI's taxonomy places the organism in Eukaryota, Metazoa, Chordata, Actinopteri, Pleuronectiformes, Pleuronectidae.